This is a messenger RNA of Sycon ciliatum, 1616 nucleotides long. RefSeq names its product ras-related protein Rab-39B-like. Bases 221 to 892 code for a protein of 223 amino acids. The transcript has a single exon. Lineage: Eukaryota; Metazoa; Porifera; Calcarea; Leucosolenida; Sycettidae. Gene Ontology annotation, molecular function: GTPase activity; GTP binding. Gene Ontology annotation, cellular component: Golgi apparatus. Gene Ontology annotation, biological process: vesicle-mediated transport. The record is from RefSeq and is a predicted model, not a curated record.
UACUUUCUGGUCAUGUGUUUUCUGCAUUCCUUUCAAACAGCUCUCAGCAAUCAUUUUUGGGUGAAGAUGAGGAUGUGAGUGACGGUGGAGGGAGAGAGAGAGGCCUGGAUUACUGAUAGUCAUAAGCUGGUUUGAGAUUUCCUGUCGUUCCAGGAAGAGAUUGGAUUGAGAUUUGCACUGGAAUGCUGUGAGGCAAGACGCCUCAGUCAGAGUUGUUUCUAUGGCAGAUAUUCAUUUCAAAUACCAAUUCCGUCUCAUUCUAAUUGGUGACAGCACUGUUGGAAAAUCAUCGCUGCUCAGGCAGUUCACAGAGAAUCGGUUUCUUGAGUAUAACGACCCAACGGUUGGUGUGGAUUUCCACGCUCGAGUCGUUGAAAUUGAUGGACAUGCCAUAAAGCUUCAGCUCUGGGACACAGCUGGCCAGGAAAGGUUUCGUUCUAUAACCAGAUCUUAUUAUCGAAAUGCUGCUGGUGGUCUGCUUGUGUAUGAUAUAACGAGUAGAGAAUCGUUCUUGCACAUACGUGACUGGCUACAGGAAGCAAGACAAUGUGCUGAGCCACAUCAGAUACAAUUUGUGCUUGUUGGUCACAAAACAGACCAAGAGGCUGGCCGUGUGGUAUCAACACAGGAGGGAGUGGAGUUUGCCAGUCGCCAUGAGUUGGGAUUCAUAGAAACAUCUGCAAAGUCAUCGUCUAAUGUGGAAGAAGCGUUCUCUAUGAUAGCUAUGCGUCUUUAUGAACUCGUUCAGAGUGGUCAGUUGGUGCCGGAAGAUGGAUGGGAUGGAGUCAAACUAGGUAUGGAGCAGGAGGUACGAACGCAAGCACUGCGAAAUCCUCAUGCAAACAAGCAGAGAGCAGGAGCAGUUGAGAGUGAUAGUAAGUGCUGUGGAUAGGCACUAGCAUGGCCGAAAACUGACCGCCUGUUGUGCCAUCGUCGUUCUUGCUCGUAACUUCUGCCACCGCUGUACAGUUCAUAUGGGCUCUUGUUCAUUAGUAAGUCUGCUCCUGUUAUAGCUUUUUUUUAUUCAAAUAGUGGUGUGCUCUCUCUCUCUCAGCUUGCAGGCACUUGCAAUGCUGUGUACAGUCAAGGAACGUUGGCACUGUUGCCGCUGCUGCUGCUGCUGCUUCUCUGUCUGGUGUGUCAGGUAGUCCCAUUUUCCGUUAGUCAUUGCAAGUAGUAGUCUUUUCGCACGGUCAGCUGUGACCGCAGGUUUGUCUUUUGCUUUCCUCUCUCCAAUCCUUCUUAUACCUCAUCAGAUUGUACGACUUGUUCAAAUUUCGUUGGAAAAUAUUCUGGACCCAAUGGGAAUUCCCGCCCAGUUCUGAAGUUUGUCGGGAUUAUGUUUUUAAACAGAUGUUAUGACUCAUCCUGGUCAUGUUCACUGGCUCAAUUCUAGAUUGAUUUAUCAUGAAUUCAUGAUCAUUAUUAUUCCAUUAGCUGCACACAGUGCAUGAACUCAUUCAAAUGCUUUGCUUCAAUGAUCAAACAUGCCAGAACUAUAGCUGCCCUGUGCUGUUCUGCUGAAUAUCAAAUUCCUCUUAACCUAUUUUCCCUAUCGUCUCUGCUGGAGAGCUGCUGCAGUCACAAUUAUCCUCAAAGGAUGUCCGAAAAACCAA